AUGCAGUUUCCUUCAAUGAGAAUCAUUCUUACCUGCUUUCUCAUCAAGGGUCUGGUGGCCUCGCCUCUUUCCGUACGGAACUCUAGCGAGGAGCUGUUUGCCAACGACUACCUCGAGCUCUGGAACGAAGAUGCCAAAUUCUCCACCGGCAAGCUUACCUACUACGGACCUUCGGGUAGCACUCUAAAGGCAGCUCGAGCUGUUGAGUCAGAACCAGCCCUGAUCGAGGGGCGUGCUAGCUGUGGUACAACCGUGGCUCCUAGCUGCUAUGAGAGCCAUUCAGCGCGCAACGACGUCUGCGACAAGCUAGUGACUGAGCUCCAAGGCGACUCCCAGGUUUCCAUCCCACAGGCACCUCGCCAGAUCUGUUAUGAAGGCAAUUCCGAGUCCAAUUCGUACUGUUGUGUUUCUUGGCACAAUCCAGUGCCCGGCCUUAUCAAAGGUGACUUGGCUACCUAUGCAUAUAACAGUAAGCAUUCAAUUCCAGUCACAGGUAAAUCCGUCAUGCUGAUUUGUUUUAGUCCUUUCAGCGUGUACUGA
Messenger RNA from Talaromyces amestolkiae, 540 nucleotides. RefSeq lists its product as uncharacterized. Bases 1 to 540 code for a protein of 179 amino acids. The record is from RefSeq and is a predicted model, not a curated record. NCBI's taxonomy places the organism in Eukaryota, Fungi, Ascomycota, Eurotiomycetes, Eurotiales, Trichocomaceae. The transcript has a single exon.